Messenger RNA from Aspergillus niger, 468 nucleotides. RefSeq lists its product as hypothetical. Bases 1 to 468 code for a protein of 155 amino acids. NCBI's taxonomy places the organism in Eukaryota, Fungi, Ascomycota, Eurotiomycetes, Eurotiales, Aspergillaceae. The transcript has 3 exons. The record is from RefSeq and is a predicted model, not a curated record.
AUGGAGGAGACAGGCCACAUCGACUGGCUCUAUGGCGUUGGGAAACCCGAGACAGCCACCUGCGCCCCUGUAGUGGUGGCCGGCAAGGAGGUUGAACGAAGCGUUCGGGAAACGCGAGUUAGGCUCGAAACAAAAGUACUGCAGAAGUAUGGAUCCCUGAUCUUGCAGGACCAAGUUCAGUUCACGGACCAAGAGAUCCUCAUUCGGUCGCUGAUUGCUGAACCUGUAGGAGUGGGAUUUCCGGCGCCUCUAGACCUGAACAGUGAACACGGACUGCCCCAUUGCUGCUCCGGUCCGCAUCCGUUGGUCACAAUGGCGGAACUUUGCCUCUUUGUCCGUGAGGAACGAGAUGGAAAGUCACCUGUUCACGUUAUAUCUGCAUCGCGAGUUACCGAGAUAACUGUGUCGGACUCAUGGGCGGACACGGAGGAGUUCGGAGGGUCGGAUAUCGUCACGCUGAACAGCUAA